CUGAUCAAAUACCAGAGUGCGCAGAGUAAGGUGAGGCUGGUGUACGACCGGGAGCCACAGAGGAGCCUGAGCAGAGACUUCAUCUUCCCCAGCGCGCGGAAGCGAGAGGCCUUUUGCCAGCUGCUGCAGCUGAUGAAGAUCCAGCACUCCAACCUGGACGAGCCUGACCUCAUCUCGGUGUACGUCGGGACAUGGAACAUGGGCAGCACGCCACCGCCCCGCUCCCUCGCCUCCUGGCUGACCUCGAGGGGCUUGGGGCGCACGCAGGACGAGACCACCGCCUGCAUCCCCCACGACAUCUACGUUAUCGGCACCCAGGGGAACUCCCUGGGUGACCGCGAGUGGGUCGAGUUCCUCCGAGCAUCUCUGAAGACCCUGAUGGCCGUCGACUACCGUGUGGUCGCCCUGCAAUGCCUCUGGAGCAUCAAGAUCGUGGUGCUGGUGAAGCCGGAGCACGAGCGGCGCAUCAGCCACGUCCACACCUCCAGCGUGAAAACCGGGAUCGCCAACACGCUGGGGAACAAGGGAGCCGUGGGCGUCUCCUUCCUCUUCAACGGGACUUCCUUCGGCUUCGUCAACUGCCACCUGGCCUCCGGCAGCGAGAAGACCCACAGGCGUAACCAGAACUACAGCGACAUCCUGCGCUCCCUGGUCCUGGGCGACAAGCAGCUCGGCGCCUUCGACCUCACCCUGCGCUUCACCCACCUCUUCUGGUUCGGGGACCUCAACUACCGCCUGGACAUGGACGUGCAGGACAUCCUUGCCCACAUAACCAAGAAGGAGUUUGAAGCCCUCCUGGCUGUCGACCAGCUCAACCUGGAGCGGGAGAAGAACAAGGUGUUCCUGCGAUUCAGCGAGGGUGACAUCUCCUUCCCACCGACGUACCGGUAUGAGCGGGGCUCCCGGGACAGCUACAUGUGGCAGAAGUUCAAGCCCACGGGUAUGAGGAUCAACGUCCCCUCGUGGUGCGACCGCAUCCUGUGGAAGUCGCACCCGGAGACCCACGUGGUCUGUAACUCCUACGGCUGUACCGAUGACAUUGUGACCAGUGACCACUCGCCCGUCUUCGCCACCUUUGAGGUGGGCGUGACAUCGCAGUUCGUGCCCAAGAAGG
Phaethon lepturus (White-tailed tropicbird) is the source of this 1114-nucleotide messenger RNA. RefSeq names its product inositol polyphosphate phosphatase-like 1 (gene INPPL1). Gene Ontology annotation, biological process: phosphatidylinositol dephosphorylation. The transcript is spliced from 10 exons. The record is from RefSeq and is a predicted model, not a curated record. The annotation marks the transcript as partial. Lineage: Eukaryota; Metazoa; Chordata; Aves; Phaethontiformes; Phaethontidae. Gene Ontology annotation, molecular function: phosphatase activity.